Messenger RNA from Elaeis guineensis (African oil palm), 1044 nucleotides. The record is from RefSeq and is a predicted model, not a curated record. NCBI's taxonomy places the organism in Eukaryota, Viridiplantae, Streptophyta, Magnoliopsida, Arecales, Arecaceae.
AUGUCCGAAGCCCACCAUCGACCUCAUUGGGGGGUGCGGAGGACGUUGCCCCCCGCGGUAUGGACCAGUAUAAAUAUUGUAUUUUCUGUCAAUCUCGGCAGUUUUGGUGAGAGGUUUGGGAAACGGCGUGUCUACGGCGUCACCCUCAUACUCAUGGUCGUCUGCGCUAUCUGCUCCGGCCUCUCCUUCGGCUCCACCCCGAAUGCCGUCAUGGGCACCCUCUGUUUCUUCCGCUUCUGGCUCGGCUUCGGCAUCGGCGGCGACUACACUCUCUCCGCCACCAUAAUGUCCGAGUACGCUAACAAGAAGACACGCGGUGCCUUCAUCGCCGCCAUCUUCGCCAUGCAGGGCGUCGGCAUCAUCUUUGCCAGCCUUGUCCCCAUGACCCUCUCCGCCAUCUUCCUCCACUUCUUUCCGGCUCCACCGUUCUCCUCCGAUCACCUCCGCUCCACCCAGCCGGAGGCCGACUUCCUGUGGCGCAUCGUGCUCAUGCUCGGCGCGAUCCCGGCGCUCAUCACCUACUACCGGCGCAUGAAGAUGCCCGAGACCACCCGGUACACCGCACUUAUCGCCGGGAACGCGGAGCAGGCCGCGCUUGACAUGGGGAAAGUCCUGGAGAUGGAGAUACAAGCGGAGCAAGAAAAGGUAGCCCAAUUUAAAUCUGCCAACGAUUACUCGUUACUGUUGGGAGAGUUCUUUAGAUAUCACGGGCUGCACCUCAUCGGCACGAUGAGCACCUGGUUCCUGCUCGACAUCGCAUUCUACAGCCAGAAUCUCACCCAGAAGGACAUAUUUCCGAUGAUGCACCUCACAAGCAAGGCGCAGAAAAUGAAUGCGCUCGAGGAAGUGUUGCAGACGUCGAAAGCCAUGUUACAUGUAGCGCUGUGUGGGACCUACCCCGGCUACUGGUUCACGGUGCUGUUCAUCGAGAAGAUGGGACGGUGUCUGAUUCAGCUCAUUGGAUUCUUCAUGAUGUCGGCGCUCAUGUUGAUAAUGGGCGUGAAAAAUGAUAUACUGAAAAAUUACACUAAUGGAGAAUGGUGA